UUUAGUUGGCAAAAUGUUUUGUAUCGCAUCAACGUAAUAUUCAACGGAAAUAAGUGGGCUAGCAUUCUUUGCUAUUGAAUUUAUGCCAAAACGAAAAGUAAUGUUUGUGUUGUAUAUUUGUUCGUAAUAAAUUAUUAAAUUUUGUUAUUACUUGUUUCAUACCGAUGGACUGCAAAAUAUUUAAAAUCGAUUGACCUUUGUUUCCUUUGUAUUUAACCAAAAAAGAGAUUGGUGUUAUUGUAUUGAAGUGUUGUAAAGUAUAACUUAACAUAAAAUAUGAAUUUUGGAUUUGAUGCUUCAAAAGCUCAAGGCAAUGCCGCAACCACGACGAAUGUGGCCACACCAACAGGUUUUACAUUUGGCAUUACUGGAGCUGGUGACGCUGGUAAACAAAUACCAUCUGGGUUAACGGUAACACCAGUUCAAAAUAAGCCUGGUGGUCUUUUCGGAUCUGGAAUAACUACUCCAGGUCAAAGUACAGGUUUUACUUUUGGUACUACUUCAAGUACUUCUACACCUACCAUCGGAGCAACGUUCGGUAGUACUGCAACAAUUACUCCGACUACUGGAUUUGGCGCAUUUGGUGCAUCCACAUUGGCUAAUUCUACAACAAAUGCUAACACUCCUAAUACUGCAGCACCUACAGGCUUUACUUUACAAGUACAAACACCUACAGUGCUUACAGGCGCAGAAGGUGCACAAACUUCUGCUACAACUGGUCUAACUUUUGGAACACCAAGUUCUGUGACACCUAGCACUACCGGGUUUAAUAUCGGUGGUAUUACAACUACCGCGACAACUACUACCACACCUACUUUUACUUUUGGAAAUGCGACUACAACGACGCCCACCGUCACAGGAUUGUCUCAAGAUGCAGCAAAAACAUCUACAAUACAAACAGGAUUUACGCUCACGCCAUUCACUACAGCAGGAUUUGGAAUAACUAAUACACCUGCUGCUACCACAGCUACAGGAUUUUCUCUAAACGCUGCAACAACGACUUCUGCUGUGCCCAUUUUUACAUUUGGUACAACCGCGUCGAGCACCACUGGUUUUAUGCUGAACAAAACAACCUCUGUUACUGCACCUUCAAACGUUGCAACUGUCACUACUCAUACCACUUUAGGAACUACAACCACAGUUAGUUCCUCUGCUAAUGCUGUACAGCCAGGAGCUAUUAACUUCUGUCAACUUGAAGAGUCCAUUAACAAAUGGACUUUGGAAUUGGAAGAACAAGAAAAAGUAUUUGUAAAUCAGGCAACACAAGUUAAUGCAUGGGACAAAUUACUUAUAACCAAUGGAGAAAAAAUAGUAACUUUGAACCAAGAAGUUGAAAGAGUUAAGCUUGAACAACAACAGUUAGAACAUGAAUUGGACUAUGUUGUUGGCCAACAAAAAGAAUUGCAGGAUUGUUUAGUACCUCUUGAAAAAGAAUUGGCGUCAUUAUCUGUCUCGGAUCCAGAAAGAGAAUAUACUUAUCGUUUGGCAGAAAGUAUUGAUACUCAAUUAAAACAAAUGUCGGAAGAUUUAAAAGAGAUAAUAGAACAUCUAAACGAAGCCAAUCGAAUUCAAGAUUCUAGUGAUCCAAUUGUACAGAUUGGCAAGAUUUUAAAUGCACACAUGAACAGUUUACAAUGGCUUGAUCAAAGAACAGCUCUUCUAACUCAGAAAAUACAACAGAUCGAUCAAAUGCAUCAAAACUUUAGACAAGAAAACGAACGAAGUUUUAAUUUAGCUUAUAAUUAAUUAUACUAAAUGUUUUUUUUUUUUUUACAUGUCUAUGAUUCAUUUCUGAAACAAAGAAACAAUCAUAUCUUAUAUAUUUUUGAAGAGGACUAAGAAAAAAAAUUUGAUUUAAAAAAAAGAGGAAAAUAAAUAUACUUUUUAUUUCAUA
Vespula vulgaris is the source of this 1894-nucleotide messenger RNA. It is a transcript of the gene Nup62, whose product is annotated as nuclear pore glycoprotein p62-like. Gene Ontology annotation, molecular function: phospholipid binding; structural constituent of nuclear pore. The coding region runs from base 277 to 1746 and encodes 489 amino acids. Gene Ontology annotation, cellular component: nuclear pore central transport channel; nuclear pore. Gene Ontology annotation, biological process: RNA export from nucleus; protein import into nucleus. The transcript is spliced from 4 exons. The record is from RefSeq and is a predicted model, not a curated record. NCBI's taxonomy places the organism in Eukaryota, Metazoa, Arthropoda, Insecta, Hymenoptera, Vespidae.